AGUCAGGUCAACAGCAGCACUUUGCAGUAGCCAUGCUCAGCCUCAUCAAACUCCCACAAGUCUUCACCAUCAACCAGGUGCCCAAAGUCUUCCAUGAGGACAGCAUCAUCUCAGGCUACCGCCACCCCCGCAGCUCAGCCACCGACUGCAUCCUGAGCCUCUUCCAGCUCACCAAUGAGACGCUCAACAUCUGGACACACUUCUUGCCGACCUGGUACUUCCUAUGGAAACUGAUGACGGUGGUGGUGAUACAGACGGCGUGGCAAGACACCUUCACGUGGCCCCUGGUGGUCUACCUCCUCUCCUGCUGCAUCUACCCGCUGGCGUCGAGCUGUGCUCACACCUUCAGCAGCAUGUCGGCCCGGGCGCGCCACAUCUGCUUCUUCUUCGACUACGGCGCCCUCAGUUACUACAGCUUGGGGUCAGCAGUUACCUACUCAGCGUAUGUUUUCCCUGACAAGUGGGUGGGCAGCGUCUUCCACCGCUGCUACCUCCCUGUCGCUCUUGUCAACAGUGUGAUCUGCACCUCCCUGGCCUGCUAUUCCAGGCUUGGCUUACCCUUCCUACAAUAUAAUCACGAUAUCGUAAAAAGAUUCCCGGAGUACCAGAGCCCCAAGUUUGGAAAAAUCCUCCGCGUCUUCGCCUUCGCCCACCCAUUCCUGUUUGACAACAUUCCUCUCUUCUACAGGGUGUUUGUGUGCGUAGGCGAGGGCUGCACAGACAACGACACCAACAUCCUCCACUACUACCACAUCGGCCUGGCCUUCCUCACAGGCUUUCUUUUCGCCACACACUUGCCUGAGCGCCUCGCCCCCGGCAGCUUUGAUUACAUAGGUCACAGCCAUCAGCUGUUCCACGUGUGCGGCAUCCUGGGUACCCACUUCCAGAUGCAGGCCAUCGAGCAGGACAUGGUGACGCGGCGCCACUGGCUCCAAACACAAUCCUUACCCGUCAGCUUUGCCAACUCUCUGGGUGUGGCGGGGCUUUGUGUGGUGCUGAACCUGAGCAUCAUUAUCCUCUACAGUCUACCUCUCCUCUUGCCGUCUGCCGAGAAUCAAAACAUGGGAAAGGUCCAAAGACGGCUGCCACCAACCAAGGCCUGUGCCUGCGACUAAUGACCAAACAGCAUGUAGAGGUGAAAAUGGGGAUUUAUCAGGUGAUGUUCGUUUAGUAAAAUCAUCUUGAGAUCACUACUGGACUGUACGAGGGCCGAGUGUUUGGCCUUGGGGCAUCACAAGCUGGCUACUGCUUUUCUAAAUCUGACUGGAAAACUCUCAGGGUGUGUUUCUGUGUGUUUCUGAUGAAUUUGCUGGAAAAAUGCUGAUGAACCAUGAACGUGACCCUGCUCUCUCCGCUCCUCUGUGCCGAGCGGUGUUAGAUGUGUGGACAAACUCGAAAUAAGGGCAUGCGUUGAGCAGACUCACAACGCAGAUUUGAAGAAAUUUUGGUUGCCGUUAAUGAGUGAUGAAUGUAAAUGUUUCUCAGGAAACUCCUGCCUAAAAAAAAAAAGCUACAAAGAUAGCAGGCUACCUGCUCUGAUCAAGUGUUGCACAUAUUUAAUAAUUAUGGAUCAUGCUUGGCUCUUGUUUCUCUGAUUUCCUAACCACUUGUAGUACGGAGUAUGAAGAGAAACAGUGUGACAUAAAAAAUGCUUAUUUUAAUUGCAAACUGUAGUACUGAAGUCUGAUACAUUCACAUAUUUAUUUGUGUCAGUUAUUGUUGAUAUAAAAAAUCCAAUCCUAGAUUAAAGAUUGUUCUUAAAAAAUAAUAUUGUAUUCCACAAAUUAUAACCAUUUCCCCCAAUGGAUGUAUCUGACAUUGUCAUAUUAUGGCUGUCUUGCAGAAACAGAGAAUAUUUAAGUGCCAUUUAUUCUAUUGCUAUUUAUUCAGAUUUUUUUAUUCAGAUUCUUUUUAAUAAACAUCA
Myripristis murdjan (pinecone soldierfish) is the source of this 1924-nucleotide messenger RNA. Its product is annotated as membrane progestin receptor gamma-B-like. Lineage: Eukaryota; Metazoa; Chordata; Actinopteri; Holocentriformes; Holocentridae. The record is from RefSeq and is a predicted model, not a curated record. Gene Ontology annotation, cellular component: membrane. Gene Ontology annotation, molecular function: signaling receptor activity. The coding region runs from base 33 to 1115 and encodes 360 amino acids. The transcript is spliced from 8 exons.